This is a messenger RNA of Seminavis robusta, 3176 nucleotides long. The record is from the annotation of a GenBank genome assembly. NCBI's taxonomy places the organism in Eukaryota, Bacillariophyta, Bacillariophyceae, Naviculales, Naviculaceae.
CCUAUGGCAUAUUCUUUUGGAGUAGUAAAUGUACUACUCCAGUAGAUUAUCUGUUUGGCUUUAUGCAUAAUGUGACCGCUGAAGCUUCCUACUACUACUAGUACUAUUCGGAAUUAUUGCCGAUAGGAGUAAAAGCAGAGAACAGCUAUCUACUUUACUAGCUAGCUCUCUCUAGAAAUAAGAGCUGCUAACUACUCAUAGUGCAGUCGUAGCCACCAUAGCCACUCCAGCUAGCUAGCUACAUAAUAAUGUACCACAUGUACAUGUAGGUAACUUGCAGCGCUUGCUUGGAGGUUUCAGUUGUGGCGUGACAGGUGGACAAAAAUUUUGUUUGCCCGCCCGGGACCCAAUCGGCAGAGCCGUUAUCUCACGUGUUGACCCAAACCGAUUUACUGCCAUUAUUGACAUACUUUUUGCUUGCACCGCGUCCAUUGACCUUCUAUUUAUUCUAUCAUUCCGAUUGAGCAUUCAAGAGCUACCCUUCUUAAAGCAACAUGAUGAGGGCGACUCUGAUCCUUGUUCUGGCAAUGGUAGCGUCUCGACUAGGUGGUUCCGGCGCUGGUGUUAACGCGGCUGAAUCGUCUGCUUCAGGCACAAGAGUCACAGAAAAUAAUGUAAGAGGCACCGCAAAGUACUCGAACGACAAUUAUGGGGUCAGACGGGUCCAAUCAAUCCACAAAUCUGACUCCCCUGAAGCAGCAGCAAUUCGGCAAGAGCUUCGAGCAAUAGAGGAAAAGACUCAACGAAGUCAAACUGGGUUUAAUGUGGAUCCGAACCAUUCUGUUCCGUACGACAAUCAUCCCUGGGAAGCAAGAAGGAAGAUGCAAGAAGGCAAUGGAGCCGCGCAAUCUCAAUUUGCUGGGACGUUUUUCAAGCCAAUGAGGAUUCGAUUCGAGACCAAAUCCCUGGAUGAUAUGCGAGACGCUUCGAACGCUGCUAAGAUUGACUUCAUCAAGAAUGAGAUUCUUCCCAGAACUGCGUCCUUCUGGUCUCAAGCUCUGGCCGUGGUGCCCGUUAGUGGCCCCCUACGGAUAUCCACCGGAGAACUCGACAACCGCGAAUAUUGCGGGGACUACGAGUUCACUCGAGUUCCUAGUGAACAUAUUAGUCAGGGUAUCGAAGGAGCUGACCUCGUAUUAUAUGUCAGCGGGACGCCAAGUAGCCGAUUCUGCAGCUAUCAGACUUUGGCUGUCGCUGUUGCAUGCAACUUUGACCAGUUCGACCGUCCCAUUGCCGGGGCAAUCAACGUUUGCCUCUCAACAGUGGAGCUCAACGCGGAUGGGACCGCUUCGCCAGCGGUCAUACAAGACAACGUGGACGUCGCAAUUCACGAGGUUUCGCACAUCUUGGGUCACUCUUCCAAUAGUUAUAGAUUCUUUCGUGACCCCGACACCGGAGAAGCUCUGACUCCUAGACCCUUUUCAACGCGACAAGUAACAUGUGUAGACGGGGUAUCUCGGUCGCUCAUUUUGCCUGCCGAUAAUACAAUGGCAUUCGUGGAAGCGUCAAAUGGGCAACGCUUCGCGAGCAUUGUUACCCCAAAGGUUCGAGCUAUCGCUAGGAAUCAGUUUGACUGUCAGUCUCUCGACGGAGCUCAAUUAGAGAAUCAGCCAACUGGAGCUGAUUCCUGUACAGGUGACCACUGGGACGAACGUCUCUACUACGAUAACGCUCUAUCCGGAGUGAUAUCACCCACGACAAACAUACUCACUCCAAUGACGCUGGCCCUAUUCGAAGACUCAGGAUGGUAUAAGGCCAACUAUACACAGGCAAGAAUCAGUCCAUGGGGUCUCGGCGCUGGAUGCGACUUUGCUACGGGUCCGUGUAUCGCUACGGACGCAAACGGGGCUGCUUCCGUGCCCGACUAUGGCAGAGGCUACUUUUGCAGCGACAAGGCGCAAAAAGGCUGCUCCUCUGGGCACACGCACAAAAUGGGAUGCACCAUCAACGACUACUAUCACAUUGUGCCACGGGAUCUCCCCGACAAGCACUUUCAGUAUUUUGACGGUUUGCCAACUCUGGGCGGGCCGCGGCAGGCCGAUUUCUGCCCCUUGUUUGGCAGUACAUACGAAGGCCUAGAGGCCGAACAGCUUGACUGUCGAGAAUCAACCAAUGCCAAUACCUACAACCUGUACAGUGAGAUCUGGGGGCAAGAUAGUCGCUGCAUCGAAUCCACUGCUGGUGAAGGCAGGUGCUACAGAACUGCAUGUGUGCAAGACAUCAUGGCAUUGAAAAUAAACGUUCGGGGCGAAUGGCUUACUUGCCAGUACGAUUUCCAGGAGCUUGAGACUCGUGUUGGAGCCGGUCUGCUGGCACAAACGAUUACAUGCCCCCGUCUUAGCACUGUAUGCCCCGACCUUUUUGCAUGUCCCUUCAACUGCGCUGGAAGAGGCAUUUGCAACUAUGCCAAUACAGUAAACGGCACCGUGAGACCUCAGUGCGAGUGUUUUGAUCAGAAGGACACCUCCCCUGGAUGUUCCGAUUCUCUGAUACCAGAUGGCGCCUAUUUGGAGAAUGGGAAUGGUCUUUUUAACAAUCUUGAAGAGAACUUCUUUGACCCCUUGAUCGCGGUCUUUGUGGAUCAUCCAGAUCUGUGGGCUUCAGCUAGUUGGGCAUGGGCCGCUGGUCUACUGACGGUCUUCUUCGUCUUGCUGCUUUGUAUAUGCUCAAGCUGCUUGCCUUCACCGAAAGGGAGCCAGAAGUAUUGAACUCAGCUCGGUGUGUCCAACCGACGGCGGCUAUAAACAUGCGUCGUCUCUCCGAAGCUAAGGUAGAUUUUCUUUUAAGUCCGGUCACUCUUUGCUACAAUCGGAUGAUUUGAUUUGGGGCCCUCUAAAAUGCGUCAAACAACGAAUGCGAGCCUUUCAGGUUGUUUGGCAUAGCAUGCCCAAGCCAGACCGCUACAACUGGGCUCACUGGGCUCAUUGGUGAGGACUCACCAAAAACGCCACAGACAUCUAAUAAUAAGGCUAACUUUGAUUCUUGAAUAGCACAGUCAACUACUAGACUACUACUUACUUGCUAGCUACUAGUAGAACGCUGUAAUGGUACUUCCCGUACUGUUGUGGGUGGUGCGUCCCUCUUCGCCUAUCGAUGCCGGCACUGUGCAAUAUCACAUGCUAUUCCUGUUUCAGUUUGGGAAGAGUGUAUAAUAAUCUAGAUCAACUUAUUGCAUG